UAUUGCUUGUCAAAAUUUGUAAACUCAUUCCUUCAUGGAAAUUAGACCCAAGCAGUGAUGUACAUGUAAUCAAUUCAGAUAAAUUUUAGCCAAGUCAUGAUUGUUGUAUACAAAUAUGCAUCACGCUAUAUCGAUUUUUAUACCAUAAAUCUAACAACACUACAUACCGGUGCAUUGCUUUUACUGUAAGGAAUAAUUAUCAAGUAUUGUCUCCUUGGCAACAUACAUGUAAAAUAAAUGUAAAAAUUGAUACAAAUAUUCAAACUUAAUUAAGAUAAUACCUUUUCAUAUUCAUUUUCUAAUAGAAUCUUUUUUAAAACGCUACUUAAAUAACAGCGUAUCCAAAUGCUGCCAUACUUAAGGUAUUUGGACUACUAAAAUAGAUCUAUUAAAAACCUUGCUAGAGUAUCAUCGAUGAACCAAUCUGGCUCAUUGUUAACGUUGAUUGGGAUUAUUUUUUUCUUACACCGUACAAAUGUAUUUGCUUGCCAUUCCCUCUAGUGUUUAUAUUUUCAUUUCUCUGCAUGAAUGAUUCUUAUAGUGGGAUUUCGAAAUAUUUGGUUUUAACGCAAAUCGAAAGUAAACGAAGUUGGAUGGUAGUUCAAAUCCGGAAGAUCUUCUGAAUAAGGCUACAUGAUGAGUGUCGGGAACACAAGGGGUGUCAUUUGUAAUAGUUUGGGUAAGACCCCUCUUCAUCUGGCGGCGGAGGAGAGUGACGUGGACAAGAUGGAAGAACUGUUGUCUAUGGGUGGCUAUGAUGUUAACGCGCAGGAUUUUCGAGGCAAAACACCCUUGCAUUGCUUGUUUGACAAAAACAAGAUUGAUGACAUGACCAAUCUGGUGAGUGCGAUGUCUAUUCUCCUGAGGAAUGGUGCUGAUCUAAAUAUUAAAGACAAGUUUCAAGAUACACCAUUGCAUGAAGUUUUCUACAACUAUGACGCAUUUACACCAAUGAUUAUACGGUAUUUACUGAAAAACUCCAACGGAAAAUUCGAUAUAGAGUCUCGCAACAAUGUCGGGUAUAACAUAUUCUACAGGUUUAUGACUGGGUUUCGUGCCAGCUUGAGAGAGGAGGACGAUUUCCAACAGAUAGUAGAAGAUACAGAGUCAUUUAUCAACGAUUUCUUGGACGGCAAAAUAAUUCAACCUUGUCCCGUCAAACGUCUACUUAACACGAAAGACAACUACGGUUGUUCCGCAUUUCAACUGUAUAUCAAUCAGCUUGAUUACAGAGAAGAAACAAUAAAGAAAAUGAUUAAGAUGGGAGCCGAUGUCAACACCCAAUCGGCCAUUGGCGUGACACCUUUAAUGGAUGCUGUGUUAGAUAGGGUAGCUCCAUUAGCCGAGAUAUUGCUGCAGGCAGGUGCAGAUGUCAACAUCAGAGACAUAUUUGGUCAAACAGCACUUUUUAGAGUGCUUACUACUGACUGUUUUAACUUACUGAAACAACACGGGUCAGAUUUUACGAUCUGUGACAUCUUUGGCCGUCCACCAAUCACUGACGUGUACCUCUAUUCCCCCGAGGACUCCCCAAGAAGUGGAGUGAUCAUCUCAGAUUUUGCAUCGCAACGUCAGCCUGUGUAUAAAUUGUUUUUAGAGAAUGGAGUCAGUGUCCAUGCAAAAGACAAGUUCGGUUCCUCUCUUCUUCACUAUGCUGCGUGGUAUGGUGCUCAAGAAAUGGCCGAGGCUCUUAUUAAACAUGGCGUCCCUCGAAACGUCACAGACAACAACGGCAUUACUCCAGCUGAACUAGCUUGGAGAGUUGGGAAUUAUGAAUUGUGUAACUUUCUAUCUGACCAACCAAAUGAAGCUGGUUUAAAAGACCCAGUUAAAAGACAUUAUAUUAACUUGUUGGUAUAUCAUGAAGACGUUAAAAGCAUAAAUGAGAUUUUACCCGAAGUGGAAGACUUUCCAGAAAACCCUGCAGAACUGCUGAAUAAUCUUAUAUGCUCUCCAAAAACGGGCAUUGUGUUCAAAGAGUCUGAGGCCUAUGAAGUCAAAAAGGAAGUUUUAAAGUUGAUGAACAAAAUUGCCAUAUUGAUAAGCACAACUGAUCCUGCCUUUAGAUGUACGGUUUAUCCAACAGGCAGUUCUGAAGAUGGAAGCAAAAUUGGGGAAGCAGACGAAUUUGAUUUUACAUUUUGUCUCAAUUACUUUUCAGAAGAAUGUAUGCCCUAUCAAGAUGAAGAUAUGAUGGACACUGGUUUUGCAACAUUAAAACUGAAGUCGUUUCGUGAAUCUCACCCGUUGUUGCAGUAUUUAGCAGAUGAACAUGUCAUUGAGUCGUUUAUUGUUCGAGACACUUUCCAAGAUCUCUUCACAAACGCCGUUAAUAACCCUGAUACAUGGAAAGAAAAUAUUUUUUACUUUGACGGUCUGUUGAAAUUUCCAACAGACAAACCCAUUCUCAAUAUGGAGAUUCAUUGGUGUGGACCAAUAAUGAAGGAUAUCAUUAUCAGCAUCGAUGUGGUGCCUGCAGUGUGCUUUCCAAGAUGGUUGCCAAAGGAAAUGGAAACUAGAAAUCAGGACCUCGCUAUUCAGAGAGAAUCAAUCCAAGAUGAAUGUUUUCUCUUGUUUCAGCCUCCAGAAGUAAGAAACAAAGAAAGACGAAAAUACUUAAGAAUAUCACGAUUUUCCAGCGAGCUGCAAUAUCUGAAAAGUCUUCCUGAGGUAUAUUUGGAAAGUUAUGCAGCGGCAAAGAUACUUAUUAGCGACCGAUUCUGUCCAAGGUUAUUGUUCUCUGAAAAAUUUAACUUCGACGAAAUAUUUGUUGAUUCAUCUGACAAUACAAGUAGUUCAGACGAAGACCAGAGUGAAAAUUCAGAUAACAAUUGGACUAAAAAUAUGGAAAUUGUUGAAGAAAAUGAACAUUUGGAAAAUCAAGUGGUUGAAUCAGAAAUGUCAGAGGAUUCGAAAAGCGCAUGUUCCCAAGAUAGCGAGUCGUGUUCUGGUCUCAUUCAGGGAACUAUAUUGUACAAAAAUAGCGGCGUUUGUGAUCUCUCACGUUGUGUUAUUGAAGUCGAUGAAACUUUGCGGUGUACGAGACUAUUUACCCCAAAAGAAAACCAGCGAAUGGAAAUUUCAAAUCUUUCAUUUUACGUAGAAAAUGGUGGACUGCAAGCCAGAAAAUGCAGCAUAAUUCGAACUAUACAAAAGGAAACCAGUCGGUGGAUACAUUUGGGUCCUGCCUUAAACGUGCCUGAACACGAAUCGUUAGACAAAGUAGUAACAAAAAGUUUAACCAGCCAAGAAAACCAGAACCUGACAGUCGCCGAGUGGCUGGAACGCACUUUUCCAGCAAUCAAGAAAGCUUCAGAUAAUGAAUCCGUCUUAGAGGGCAAUGGUCAGGAUGGGAAUUGCAGAGUUAGUGAUAAAGACAAAGAUUGCCUUCCAGAACAGCCCGAGAUCCCAAACAUGGAUACUGAAAAUUGCUUGAAGAUGGGUCAAGACACUAUAAUGGGGACAUCAUCAAACGCUAGAUUAAUGGAAUUUACUGCUGCGGAUGAUAAAGACGUGUCUUGGGACGGGGGUGAAAUUAUAGAUGGAUACGAUACUAUAUCCAGUUAUAUGCUGAAGAACUGUCUAUUCUGUGUUGCAAACGACUUGAAAGACGCUGACAAAAAUAUCAGUCUUUUAGAUAUUACCAUUAAACUUUUUGAAAAACUGCAGAGCUGUGCUAAAGCAGAAAAACUUGAAUCCUUUUUCCUUCCGUACUUGAAUGUUUUUACUUUUGCAAACGAGCACAUCAAAAUGAUACCCGAAGACGAGGUUUUAGAAAGCACCAAGAUACAAUGUCACCGAAUACAAUUGUUCUGUGAGGUACUUCUAGGAAUAUUGAAACUAAAUCAACAAUAUACUAACAGAUGAAUUGUAAUCAUUAAUUGAUGUACAUUGUUGACCUUGGUAAAUAGCGUAAAAUAUUGCCUACAAUAUUCUUCUGAUGUUUUAAUAUUUUAGUUUUUAACCAUUCCAAAUUGGGAUCCUGCAUUCUGGGCAGAUAACAUUCUGUCACAACUUUACUUUACUGAAUGAAAUGUUGUUUAGAUGACACGACAACGACAUAUCUUUUUUAUGAUAUUUAUUUUUCAUUCCCAUUUUCACAAUCGUAUAUUAUUUCAUAAUAAGGUAAUGGAUAUGUAGGAUUUUUUUUGGGGGGGG
This is a messenger RNA of Magallana angulata, 4158 nucleotides long. RefSeq lists its product as uncharacterized. The record is from RefSeq and is a predicted model, not a curated record. Gene Ontology annotation, molecular function: protein binding. The transcript has a single exon. The coding region runs from base 634 to 3867 and encodes 1077 amino acids. Gene Ontology annotation, cellular component: cytoplasm; nucleus. NCBI's taxonomy places the organism in Eukaryota, Metazoa, Mollusca, Bivalvia, Ostreida, Ostreidae. Gene Ontology annotation, biological process: regulation of barbed-end actin filament capping.